AGCUUGUAAGCAGCGACUGUACUAAUGGAUACUAGCUAGGAACUAAAUAUUAUUGUACAGUAGCUACGGUCACCAGCUAGCAAAAAUGAAUUCCUGCAUCAUUGAAUUCCGACAGCAGCUGCAAGAAUUCGUCCUGAUCCAUCUUGGAGGCUCGUCUACCUUUCCACGCUUCUUGUUCGAGGAUUUCUUCCAAAAUCUCCUUGAUGGUUUUUUUGCUAUUGUCGUUUUCAUCAUCAUUAUUCUCCUCCUCCAUGGAAUCUUGCUUCUUCUGUACUGCUAGGGCUUGAUGUGUCUUGCGGUUGCUUUCCAAGAGUUGCAACGUGGACUUGGUCAUCAAGACGGAUCGCAACGUCUUGUUUUUGCGAUUAAACAGAAGUCGAAUCUAUCAAUAACAACAGCCAAUUGGUGAGGAUGGAACCAGAAACACACAUGCCCAUCUCAACAAUCUUAUUAUUCUUACCAUUCCAUCCCAUUCCACAAAGUUCACUGGUGGAGGUGGCUGUUUGCAUUGAAUCCUGACAACUCUGGAUUCCACCUUGGGAGGAGGUCGAAAGUUGUUUCUCCCCACUUUCAAAAGUUGAUCUGCUUUGGCGAGUAGUUGUGUAUUGACGGAUAAUCGACAGUACAAGGCUUCUCCCGGACGCGCCGUCAGUCGCAAGGCAAAUUCUUCUUGAAACAUGAGCACGGCACAUCGAAAAUGAUAAUGCUGCAGCAGUUUGAACACCAGAGCACUCGAUAUUUGGUACGGGACAUUGGCCACACAGACAUCAAACUUGGGCCACUGCGUGUGAAGAGCAUCUCCUUGAAUAAUAUGCAAUUUGUUACGCAGGGGAGUUCCCUCCACACGUUUGUUGAGUUCUCGAACCAUGCGAUGAUCGUAUUCCAGUGCAACCACCUGUUUGGAUUUUUCCAGCAAGGGAAUGGUCAUGUUUCCCGUACCAGGACCAAUUUCCAAGCAAAUAUCGGUGGACUUGACACUGGAUUUUUGAAUAAUCGAUUGAAUGACGGCUGGAUUCUUGAGGAAAUGCUGACCCAAGGAAGUAUUGGGAGUGAUGAGAUUGUUGUGCUUGGGACCAGAAUUAGAAGAAGGGUUCCCUGAUCUCGUAGUAGCGCCUCCUCCAGCAGACAUGGUCGAAGGACCAUGAUCGGCUCCACUCCUGCGUUUCCUGGACGUCUUGGGCAUGGUUGCGAUUACUCAAAUGAACAGUAGAAUAAAACCAGGGAGCUUGGUAGAAUUUUUGGGAAACUUCAAAAGAAGAAGAAAACAAAGCGCCUCGAGAAAAAGUGAUGGUGGGUGGUGGCAAAAAUUCGUUGGUGAUGCGGUCAGGAUAGUUGGGGUUAAGGCUAUUAAUUUUCCUUACGGACAAACAACAGACAGAAAACCAGUGACUAAAACUAGCCCAGUCACGGGUCAUUCCGACAAUGACCAAGGUCAAGACCCCCAAAAAGAUUCUCAAGACUCUUUUUGGCCUUUCCAAGAGAAAGCGAGCAAGGACGACGCAGCAGAGCAGUCACAAGACUGAAUGCUGUUGUUUGAUGAGGUGCGCCGAAGGAAAGAAAGGAAGGCAACAACACGAGAAAAAAAGACGCAUUUUGCUGUUGAGCAGGAAUGUCUAGAUUGGUGAAACGAAUCCUCGGCAAAGGAGAAAAAAAGGACCGGGACGGCAUAGCACAAGAGUUUUUCGGGGAGUCUAGAUCAUCACAAGAGCUGCCUGCGUCUGUCCCCAGUCCCCCACCCAAAGCAAAAGACCCACCCACCAAAGCCAAACAGUCACAAAGGCGGAGCAGCGCAACCCGCGCAAGUGCCACAAAGGUCAGCAACAGCAGCAGCAGCCCAAACAACAAAGGAGGAUCCACUGCUGUGUCUACAUCAACCGGUGUCAAGCCCUCGCAAGUUCAGAAGGUCAGCAAAAAGCCAUACGUCCCCCCGGCUCCUAUCACUGCCAUCGUUCAAGAGGGCAGCAACACAGCGGCAUCCGCACCCGCUUCGAAACGUAGAUCUUCAGGCGUUGACAAGAAAUCGGCUGGAGGUGAACAGCAAAAGACCCGUAGGUCCUCCACUACUUCUGCCAAGAAGGACCACCACCACCACCACACAAGCACUAGUGCUAGCAAAUCCAAAGCAACAAAGACUGCUGCGACUCCGCCACCACCGCCAGCGCCCACUACUACUACUACUGACACCAUGUCGUCCGACAAAAAGAAGGAUAGCCGGAAGAAAUCAUCCAGGAAAAAGAGCACUCAUGAGAGACAAGAGGAUCUGAAAACACCAGAGCCAAGUUCAGAGAGUGGAAUGCGCUUUGAUGAGCUCUAUAGAUUGAAGGGAGUGCUCGGAACUGGUGCCUUCUCCACUGUUCGAGAAGGAUUCCAUCGCUCCAACGCAAAUAGUUCAUAUGCCGUGAAAUGUGUAAACCGCAAAAAAUUGUCCGAAGAAGAUGAGGCCGCUUUGUUGGACGAGGUGGCGAUUUUGAAAGCAAUGAAGAAUGUUCACAUCAUUCGCCUCUAUGACUUCUUCACCGAGCCAUCCACUUACUACCUCGUCAUGGAACGAAUGAGAGGAGGGGAACUCUUCGACCGAAUCGUCGCCAAGGCAUACUAUAACGAAAAGGAAGCCCGUGAUACCUGUAAAAUCCUACUCGAAGCGGUAGAACAUUGCCACAAGCACUCGGUCGCACAUCGUGACUUGAAACCCGAGAACUUGUUGCUCCUGUCAGAGGAGGAUGACUCGGCCGUCAAGAUUGCUGAUUUUGGAUUCGCCAAGAUCGUCAAAGAACCCAAUUCCUUGACGACACAGUGUGGUACACCCGGAUACGUAGCACCCGAAAUCCUUGAAGGUAACGCCUACGAUGAAAGAGCGGACAUGUGGAGUGUGGGUGUCAUUCUCUAUAUUUUGUUGGGUGGAUAUCCCCCGUUUAUCGAAUCCACCCAACGUGACCUCUUCCGAAAGAUCCGCAAGGGCGAGUACGAGUUCCACGAAGAAUACUGGGGCACCGUCAGUACAGAAGCCAAAAACCUCAUUUCAAGCCUACUCACGGUGGACCCCGUCAAAAGAUUAAGCGCAAAGAACGGUAUGUUGAACCCUUGGAUCACCGGCGAUGAUGCUGCCCUAGAAGGCAGAGAUCUGGGAGCCAAUCUUGAAAAGUUCAAGGCUUUCAAUGCCCGACGUAAAUUCAAGGCCGUUGUUCAGACUAUCAUGGCCGUGAACAAGCUGAACUUCAUGGGAAAUCAACUGAAUCUGGAUGCACUUCAGCCACGGGGUGAUGAUUGAGCGGAAAGCGCUGCAUUCUUUGGCCGUCGUCAAAAUUACAAAAAUCGGUCCAUCCCAUGAUGAUGAUAUGAUAAUCUUACUUUCGAAUCGAAUAAACUAACUGUGUUGCUUGGAUGAGUGUGUGUAUCAAAAGUGAAUGAAUGGAGUACGGAUUCCACAACAGAAAUGCGUGUUGCUUCUUGUGAAAAGUGUAGACUGCGCGACGAUAUUAUUUACAUUACUAAUUUAAAGAAAUGCAAAG
Molecule: messenger RNA, 3509 nt
Organism: Seminavis robusta
Lineage: Eukaryota; Bacillariophyta; Bacillariophyceae; Naviculales; Naviculaceae
Source: the annotation of a GenBank genome assembly